AUGACCGCAGACUCUGGCUCGAUUCUCAAACAGUCCGCAACACCGAUAACCGUGUUCACAGGAUUCCUGGGUGCAGGAAAGACCAGCAUCAUCUUGUCUUUGCUGCCUCGCCUUCCAAAGGACUACAAAGUCGUGUUGCUGAAGAACGAGUUUGGUGACAUCGAAGUCGACAGUAAGCUUGCAGAGUCAUCCAACUUGUCUGGAGUCAACGAGAUUCUCAAUGGAUGCAUGUGUUGUGUCCUUGUCGGGCAAAUGCAGUCGGCCCUUGUUGAGAUCAAAGAUAAGUUCAACCCGGAUCGAAUCAUCAUCGAAUGCUCGGGAUCAGCUUUUCCGGCAACACUUGCUUUCCAAAUUCGCCAAUUGGAAAAGGAUAGCAACGGAGGCUUCAAGCUCGACUCAAUCAUCACCGUCAUAGACGCCGAGAACUUCACUGGCUACGAAGAUACCUCUCCAACCGCUAGAAUGCAGGCCAGCUACUCUGACAUCAUUCUUAUUAACAAAUGGGAACACGUCUCGGACAGGCAACUAGACAUCGUCAUGGAUCAUUUACACACCUUGAACGACCUCACCCCGAAAAUUAGAUGUGAAGGUCGGACCGGUGUCGAUCCCUCCCUGAUUUUUGGACUAGACUCACAGCUCUUCCGGCUGGAGGAAAAGGAGGAACAUGCACAGAACCGCUCGAAUGGGCACCAUCACCACGAUGAAGUCCAAACCCUCACCAUUCUCAGCCGGCCUGGCUCUACCUCGCUCUCUAGAUCAACGGUCGAGAAAGUACUCGAAGGUGUUUCGAAGGAGGCCGUUUAUAGAAUCAAAGGCUUCUUGCGGAUCGGUCCCGUCGAAGAAUUAGGAGGUCCCGACGACAAAGGAACGACUCCCGAGAGCGAUUCUGUUCCGAAGCAGGCGCCUGGUACCACAAUCGAUGAGAACCUGAUUUUAAAUUGGGCCUUUGGACGAUGGGACUUCACACCAUACCCGAAUCCUUCUGAUAAUAUCAGCGAAACCAUUCGGUUGACGGUCAUGGGAGAACGUGGGUCGACUCUCCGAAAGGCCGCCAAAGAAUUGGCAGAAGCACUCGGGGCAGAGGUGCGAUAG
This is a messenger RNA of Coprinopsis cinerea okayama7#130, 1092 nucleotides long. Its product is annotated as cytoplasmic protein. The transcript has 6 exons. Gene Ontology annotation, cellular component: cytoplasm. The coding region runs from base 1 to 1092 and encodes 363 amino acids. Lineage: Eukaryota; Fungi; Basidiomycota; Agaricomycetes; Agaricales; Psathyrellaceae. The record is from RefSeq and is a predicted model, not a curated record.